Anopheles arabiensis is the source of this 1182-nucleotide messenger RNA. RefSeq lists its product as uncharacterized. The transcript has 2 exons. Bases 252 to 632 code for a protein of 126 amino acids. Lineage: Eukaryota; Metazoa; Arthropoda; Insecta; Diptera; Culicidae. The record is from RefSeq and is a predicted model, not a curated record.
UUGUAGCUUCUGCAAUAUAGAUAGAAAUAGAAAUAGUUUUUUUACUUUUAAAUCAAACCCGUCCCACAAGUUUAAAUGACACGAUUUUCUAAUGUUAUUUUUUGUUUCUCUCUUUGUGCGUGUGUUUUCGAUUCCAUCCUUCUUCUUCUUCUUCUUCGUCGGCUUCUUCCAACGCGAUCGAAAUCAACGCCACACUCGGGGGUACAAUGCGCAGGAAUCGAUGAAGUAUCGCAUCUGCAUCGAGUUAACACAUGCACCACAUACAUAAGCACCAGAAGGAAACCGCCCCACAAUGUGCAGGUCCAGUCGACCGAGACGUCGCUGUUGCGGUGAUACCAGCAGAGCUACGACUAGAGCGGACCGUACACCGGCGGUGCGGCCGGUGGCAAGCGGACCCAGUUCCAGUGUCGGCCAGCAAACGGGGGCGGCGGCGUGCGGGGAUGCGCCAGCGACGGUGCCGGGCGGCGGAAGCGACCGUGUGCGCCGAACGGGUGCGACCACCACCAGCAGGAGCGCAUCGAGCUGAUCAUUCUGGAGACGAACGAGGAGACGACGGUGGCAGCUUCGGACGAGGUGCGGACGACGGCACUGCAGCAGCAGGUAUCAGCGGACGAAGAUGGUGGUGGUGGUGAUGAGGCAACCGUUGCACCCAGUAGCAAUGGCGUUGGCGAGUAAGAUUAGGACGGCGCUAAAUAGGAGAAGAAAGGGGGGAGAAAACAACCAUUUUAGCAUUUGCGCUACCAUUUUUCCCGCGAAAAAAAAAACAAGAAUAAAAUAAAAGAAAAACAUUUGGGUCAGGGGUUUGGGGCUAUAUAGCUGUAGGGGGAGCUGAAGGGAGCAGAAAUUAAUUUAAAUAUAUUCACCUUCACACGCUGCGUUGUGCUGCGUUGGCUGCUGCGACGACGACGACGACGAGUUUUUGACGCUCCAAAUUCCUGCUCCUCCAAAUCCAAUUAAUCCGUCCGCAUCCAGUCGCAUCCAACCAUGAAUCAUUGGCGCCGUACUACCCAUCCUUCCAAACCACACAGACACUACUAGAUUGGUUGGUGGAAAGCCCUGUCGCCCCGGUUAAAAAGGACAAGCCCCAAUCAAUCAAUGGCCCACGACGUGUGAGCGCGCGUGUGUUAUUUCCUUAUCCUUCGGCCGGCACACCGACACCCGAAGUAAGAACGGAAUUUAAAA